Molecule: messenger RNA, 1871 nt
Organism: Sphaerodactylus townsendi
Lineage: Eukaryota; Metazoa; Chordata; Lepidosauria; Squamata; Sphaerodactylidae
Gene: TMPRSS7
Product: transmembrane serine protease 7
Exons: 14
Coding region: 84-1814 (576 amino acids)
Biological process (GO): proteolysis
Cellular component (GO): plasma membrane
Molecular function (GO): protein binding; serine-type endopeptidase activity
Source: RefSeq, a predicted model, not a curated record
UUCAAGGCCUGGCUGUUGAUAUAGACUCCAUCGUGCUUAGUGCUGGGCUUCGAUCAGAUUAUUCUUCAACAACAGGAACAGGAAUGAUGAUCUGCUAUUUCAAAUUGAUUGCAUUGACGGGAUACCUAAUUCGCCUCUCCAUAGCAUCCAUUCAGAUUGAAGCUGACAAUUGCAUCACUGACUCGUUGACCAUUUAUGAUUCUCUGAUGCCAAUCAAAAGUAAGAUUCUGUCUCGAAUUUGUGAGCCAACCAACUCCCUUGUGUCUUUUGUUUCUACAAAUAAUAUGAUGUUGGUCACUCUGAAGUCUACACAAGUACAUAAAGUAAAAGAAAUCCAUGGCUAUUUUGAAGUGAUUCCACAAGAAAAAUGUGGCAAAGCUAUCCAGGCAAUAGGAAAUACUGCUUUGGAAGGGAGAAUCACAAGUCCGUAUUACCCAAGCUAUUAUCCUCCAAAAUGCAUUUGUUCAUGGAAUUUUCAGACUUCUCAGAAGAACCUUGGUAUAGCACUGAAAUUUCAAAACUAUGCAAUCAAUGAAAAGAGCAUUAAAGGCUGCAAGUAUGGGUGGUGGAAAAUUAAUGAACGCAUGUACUGUGGUUAUUACAUUGAUCAUCAAACAGUAUUCCGUGUUGCAAGCUUUGUGGCUAAUGUCGAAUUCCAAUGUAGUUCCAAGCUUUCAGAGAGGCCACUUUUGGUGGAAUAUGCAAGCUACAACAUCAGCCAACCCUGUCCUCUUGGAUCUUUUGAAUGCUACACUGGAUUGUGUGUUCGCCAGGCUCAGCGCUGUGAUGGGAUCAAUGACUGCUUUGAUGAAAGCGAUGAACUCUUUUGUGAUGUGUCUAAAGAAAUCUGCAACACCAGCAUCUUAACACAACAACAUUCCCUUUUUUGUGAUGGAAUAAUUGACUGUGAAGAUGGUCAAGAUGAACAAAGCUGCACCACAAGCAUUCCUUGCACCAACAACACUUUUAAGUGCAAAGAUAAUAUUUGCUUCAGGAAAAGAAAUGCAAAAUGCGAUGGGAUAGUGGACUGCCUCGACAGAAGUGAUGAAAGCAAUUGUAGUUGUGGCAGUACAAAAUACAGCCAUAAACUGCACCGGAUUGUGGGUGGUUCUGAUACACAAGAAGGUGAAUGGCCAUGGCAAGUCAGCCUCCUUUAUGGUGGAAUUGCAUAUUGUGGUGCAUCAGUUAUAUCAAAAGAAUGGCUCCUCUCAGCUGCUCAUUGUUUUCAAGGGAACAGGUUAUCAGAUCCCAGAACUUGGAUAGCUCAUUUGGGAAUGCGCACUAAAGGGAAAGCCAAAUUCAUUUCUACAGUGCGAAGAAUAAUUGUUCAUGAGUAUUAUAACAGUAGAAAUCAUGAUUAUGACAUUGCACUGCUACAGUUAAGCACACCAUGGCUGGACACAAUGAGAUGGCUAAUUCAACCGAUAUGUAUACCACCUACCUCAUACAGAGUGCACACUGGAGAGAAGUGCUGGGUAACAGGCUGGGGACAAAAGCAUGAAGCAGAUGAUAAAGGAUCAGCUAUUCUACAAAAAGCAGAAGUAGAAAUUGUGGACCAAACACUGUGUCAUUCAACAUAUGGGCUUAUCACAGCCCGGAUGCUGUGUGCUGGGGUGAUGUCUGGGAAAAGGGAUAGUUGUAAAGGAGAUUCUGGAGGACCUCUAUCAUGUCGAAGCAAAGGUGAUGGAAAGUGGUUUUUGGCUGGGAUUGUCAGCUGGGGUUAUGGCUGUGGAAGAGCCAAUUUUCCUGGAGUAUACACAAGGGUGUCAAAUUUCGCUACAUGGAUCCACAAACAUGUGCCUACAGUUUUUUAAUUCAGCAGCAAUCAAACACAGAGUCAACCAUGAAGUAUUUCCAUUAAAAUAAUACUU